AUGCCAAAUCUUGUAAGGCUGCUGCGUUCCUCACAGCGGGCUUUACGCCAGCAGUGUCGCUCUGUCGAGGCAGCGGCAGUGGAGGGUCUACGAUGGAUGCGGCGCGAGCUCGUUCGUCUGUGCGGCUCUGAGAGUGACGUGCUGCGCUUCAAGCGCUUUCUGUUCUCCACACUGUUUCUCGCGCUUAUCUUGGCUGUUACGAGUGCCGCCGCGGUCGUCUGGCUGUCCAAUACACCCCACUGCCACUACGUGUACUCCCAUAUCCAGGCCGUGCGGCGCGCCGCGCUCGGACAGAGGAAGCCCUUGCCACAGCGCAACGCUGGUGACCACCCCGAUGCCAACGCGGACCUGCAACGAAACGUCAACGCAUACCUGUCGCAGCACAACGGCACGGACGGUGUCACGCACCCUCCCACUAGAAUUCACUUCAUCGUAGCCUCAAAUCAGACGGACUGGAGCUUCUGCAUGGUCACCGCGUCGUGUGCGCUCGCUGGCGUCCGCCUCAGCGUCCUUGGAGCGGAUAAUACCUACUCUCACGUCUGGCGUUAUAAGCACUACCUCGACUAUCUUGAUCGGGAGGGCUUGCGGGACGAGGACAUCGUGGUCACGAUGGACACUGACGUGGCGUGGACAGGAUCUGACGUGGUGCCGUUCUUGCAGAAGUUUGCGCGCUAUUCCCCUGCCUCAGAGGCGGCUCUGGAUCUCGCCGCAGUGCGCGCCUGGGAGGAUUACGGAGAGCAGGUCGGGUCCAUCUUUAUGGCUACUCUGCGCACCACACCCAAGCAACAGUCGCGGCCGCUUGUGCAGUUGCCGCCAGUUAUCUUCAACGCGGACGACGAUUGUUACUAUCAUCAGCCCGUCGAUGGCCUCUUCCAGUGUUUCACCGGCGAUUACAUCACCACGCACCUCAUCGCAGCCGCUCGCAACGGCGCGUCCUUCUUUUCUCCUCAAGACGCGGCCCGCGCGUCCAAGGAGGACUGGAAUUACUACAAGAACAUAUACGCCGGCUUCUUCGCCCAGGGACACGGUCAUCGCUUACUCAACACCUCGCUGGAGGCUGCGAACUUUCUGCGCACUCCCGGCGACCAGUUCUUCUACAACGGCGCCUUCUCCGUCGGUCGCAACCCGGCGCACUAUCUCAAUGCCGGCAUGCACAUCUCCCGCGUGUGGGCACUCCGAGAGCUGGCCGCAGGUGUGCUCCGGUUCGCCAAGGAGCAACAGCCCCGCGUGAAGCGGGAGUGGUUUUGCGAUCAGUCCAUCAUCGGCGUUCUGCGGUACUACUCACGCAUGUUCGAGAUCGAUGCGGGCCUCUUGUUUCAGAGUGGGCACCGUACAGAUGGCCGACUCGUGCGCGAUUCGUUUGGGCUGCCGGUUGGUCUCAUCUCUGUCGACCACCUCACGGAGUUCAUGUUCACUUCCCAUUUGCAACGCCGGCAGUGGCUCGGCCAGAUGACUUCCUACUACACCCGCCAUCGGGAUGACGUGUCCUUCACUGUUCCUGACCGAGAUCUCAUCGCUACCGCCUCGGGUGCCUUCAUCACGCCCCCAUUAUGGGUUCGUCAGGUCCUGCCGCGCUGUUUCGAUGUGACCUUCCUAGACGGCUCGGUGUCUACUGCAUGCUCGGCUGCUCCCCGGAGGCAUGUGCUUCCCUCCUUCCUACACUUCGCUGCCGGGAGCAAACGGCGGUACUAUGGGCGAUACCGUGAGUGGUUUGCCUGGCACUUCGCGGCUCGGCGCAACUUCAAAGCGCUGUCGGCUGCGAUGACGGUGCUAGACAAGUUGAAACUGGAGCUGUGGUGCAACGAUACCGUGCAGCACAUUCCUUUCUUCGCCGUGUGCCCGAGCCCGUUCCACAGUCCUUGA
Leishmania mexicana MHOM/GT/2001/U1103 is the source of this 1863-nucleotide messenger RNA. RefSeq lists its product as hypothetical. The transcript has a single exon. The record is from RefSeq and is a predicted model, not a curated record. NCBI's taxonomy places the organism in Eukaryota, Euglenozoa, Kinetoplastea, Trypanosomatida, Trypanosomatidae. The coding region runs from base 1 to 1863 and encodes 620 amino acids.